AUGAACUUGAUCCACACCGCGUCGGGACGCAAUGUUCCUCGUUUGCAGGACUUCAAUGCCGAGAUAUCAACAUUUGCCGUGGGCACAAGGAAAUCAAAAUUGGCCUUGAAGCAGACCGAACUGGCCGUUGAAGCACUGACGGCAGCAUGGCCCGACUACCAGUACGAUGUCAAAGCUAGAGACACUGCGGCCGGUGAUAUCGACAAGAUAACACCUUUCCGAGAUAUGCCCGUAAAGAAUCUAUGGACUCACGAGUUGGAGGCGCUGCUGCUCGAAAAGAAACUCGACAUCCUGAUCCACUCCCUCAAAGAUGUGCCUACACAACUCCCGCCUGGGUGUGAGAUUGGAGCAGUACUAGAGCGAGAAGACCCUCGCGAUGCCUUCGUUCUCAAGGCCGGCAAACCACACUGUAACAUCCAGGACCUGCCAGCAGGUGCUGUCGUCGGCACUUCUUCAAUUCGCAGAGGAGCACAACUCGCACUGAAGUUCCCGCACCUCGUAAUCGAGGAUAUGAGGGGAAACAUCAAUACUCGGCUGAACAAGCUGGAUGCGGAGGAUAGCAAGUUCGAUGCAUUAAUUCUAGCAGCAGCAGGGCUUCUGAGGAUUGAUCUUGGUGAUCGUAUCUCUCAGUACCUUGACUCUGAGAAUGGAGGAAUGCUGUACGCCGUCGGUCAGGGUGCGAUCGGCAUCGAGAAUAGGUGCAAUGACCUCGAUGUCAAGACGCAAAUCAACCGGAUCAACCACCUGCGAACAUUCCUGGCGACGAACGCCGAGAGAGCUCUUCUUCGGUACCUCGAGGGUGGCUGUAGCGCUCCACUUGGAGUUGAAACACGGUGGUGCACAACAUCGCUGCUGGAGCUGAAGGCAAUCGUGGUCAGCACGGAUGGCCAGCAAAGUGUGGAAGUCGCUAUAGCCAAGGAGAUUGCGAGCGUAGAGGACGCCGACGCCUUCGGAACCGAGGUCGCUCAAGAGCUCUUGUCCAAGGGCGCAGACAAGAUCCUGGCGGAGAUCAAGGCGAAGAAGCCCACUACCGUUACCGACCUUGAAGAGAAAUGA
Cyphellophora europaea CBS 101466 is the source of this 1056-nucleotide messenger RNA. RefSeq names its product porphobilinogen deaminase. Gene Ontology annotation, biological process: heme biosynthetic process. The coding region runs from base 1 to 1056 and encodes 351 amino acids. Gene Ontology annotation, molecular function: hydroxymethylbilane synthase activity. NCBI's taxonomy places the organism in Eukaryota, Fungi, Ascomycota, Eurotiomycetes, Chaetothyriales, Cyphellophoraceae. The transcript has 2 exons. Gene Ontology annotation, cellular component: cytoplasm. The record is from RefSeq and is a predicted model, not a curated record.